Volvox carteri f. nagariensis is the source of this 1553-nucleotide messenger RNA. RefSeq lists its product as uncharacterized. NCBI's taxonomy places the organism in Eukaryota, Viridiplantae, Chlorophyta, Chlorophyceae, Chlamydomonadales, Volvocaceae. The record is from RefSeq and is a predicted model, not a curated record. The transcript has 5 exons. Bases 79 to 873 code for a protein of 264 amino acids.
GAUAAGAAAGUAGUCUUGCAUCCAUUUGCGGCAUCGAAGUAUUGGCAGCUAGCAAACCCUUUCACUGAACUUGUCGCUAUGGCUGACGACCGUAAGCUGAAGCGCCUGGGCUUUGUUGAUGCCUACACGCACAAGCUUGCCAAUGGCGCAGCUUACGUCGAGGGUGCAUACAAGAAGGUCAAGCCCCUUGUCCCGCAGCAAGUGCAGCCCUUCCUCGCGAAGGUGGAGGACGCUGUGCUUGCGUACACAGCUCCUGUGGUUGCCAAGGCAUCCGACCAGGCAGAGAAGUUUCUGCGUAUUACCGACGAGCAGGUUGAUUAUCUGUACGUGGAGACGGCUGCGUACCUGACCCAGACGCGCAAGUUGACGCAGAGCAACAUCGAUACUUUCCGCUCUGCUGCCGACAAGUACUACCAGAUGGUCAAGUCCACCGCAGACUACUUGGCUUCAAAGCUCAGCUAUGACAUCUCGGUUCAGGCGGCUCGCGAUUUCAUCAGCAAGUCUGUGGAGAAGGCCAAGGAGCUUUCGGACCCCGACGCCGCCGUGCGCAUCGUUUAUGACUCCUGGCAGCAAUUCGCGGCCAUUCCGGCAGUUGCCAAGACGCUGGAGAAGACCGCCCCAGUAACCAGGAAGGGCUUCGAGACCUUCAUCGCGGCGCAUGAUGCGCUAGUGAGCUCGCUUGUGUACAAGCGCUCCGUCAGCCUAGGUGCCACCACGCUGGGCUGGGCCACAACCACCACGCCCUACAAGCUGGGCGCGCAGUAUUUGUACCCCAUGGUCCAGUCUGUGGCUGAUCCGGCACUGGAGAAGGUGGCUAAGAGCACCUACGUCAACGCCACUUUGAAGUACUGGGCGCCUGUGGCGGCGGCGUGAAACCCUAUGGCCAUUGUUGGAUUGCCGUCAUCUUGGGGCACCAGGCCGUUUUCUCCUUGUACGUUGUAUAACAUCUGAUCCGUCCUACGUAUUCUUGCUGUCUAAACGAUGGGCGUGACCUGGGGGGUUCAUGGCCCUGUGUCGCAGCGAAAAAAAAUUGCGGUCAUUGCGGUUGAGUGUUGGGAGAUCUUGGUACCGAAUUAUAGUUGUAGUUGCAGUUGUUCCCCCUGUGAAUUACUGCGCGUACGACGUGAUGGAUAAGACCGCCAAGCGAACACAUUUCAUGAUAUAUCGCGAGGAGGGUGGCCAGGGUUUUCAGUCCCAAAGCCGUUGAUCGCUGGGGUGAAGGAGAGUUGAAGAAGAGGGUUUUCGGAGAGAAUGAAUGCUUAUUUGUUUUUAGUACUGCAACAAAAAUUUAGUUGUACCGCAUCUUAGUUGUACGGUAAACCGUUGUGACAUUAUCGAGGUUAAUUCCCCAGUGCGCUUGCAGGGUAGUGUUGUCUUUUUGGCUGUUUGUUGCUGCAUGUACUUUUAGGGGUCGCAAAGUUAUGUAUUUCUUAUAUCUUGUAGUACAGUUUUUGUUGAAGGCCUUGAGGGCUGAAAAGGGCGGAAAAGAUGACAAAGAUUUAGAUGGUAACUAUGUAUGAGACAACUAUUUCCUGUAAAUACCAUGGAGAAAC